AUGAAUGACAUGGAAUCAAAUGAUCGGUUGUCCUGGACAACUGUUGUUGCUCGUGGGGCGUCCAAUAAAAUAGUUCGUCCAAUGUAUCGUUCUAAGGUGCAAGACUUGGAAUCUAAGCUUUCUGGUACGGUAAUUUACCAACAUGCUGACCUGGAAAUUCAAAUCUUGGCUCGUAAAGCUGCUGCUAUUGUGCGUCAGGCUUUGACUCCUGGUUCGGUCCUUUUUUCUUUUCCGGCUCGUCUUUUUAAAGUUCGGGCAGAAGCUUAUACUGCCAUUGAGGCCAGUUGUGGUAAGAUCACGGGUGUUCGGCCACUUAGUAUGUAUGGUGGUAAGUCAACUGGUGAUCUUCUGGUGGAAGUGAAGUUUUCGCGUCCCGAAAGUACAACUAAGGCUGUCUCAACAGGUGUAAUGGUUGGUGAACUUUGUUUCAAAGCUUCCCCUUCACAUGAUGGUAUGUCAAAUAGUAAUUUGGUGCAUAUCAAGUUGAGCAUGCUAAGAAUACCUGAUGAAGAGAAUUUUGCUGCCGAUUUGAAACGGUCUCUAAAGUAUUAUGGUAAGGUGUAUCAGAUCAAGAAGUUCACUUAUCACGGUUUUUUUGAGGGUGAGGUGUCUGUUUUGUUGGAUGUUUCUGAAGGUUACCAGAAUGAUCUUGGUGAAACAUUAAAAGCCCAACCUCUGUCGAAUAGCUUGUACCUGGAACAAUGGGAUUGUUUUGCUGCUGCUUCUUUCAAAGGUGCUCUUCCUGUGUGCCAUUGGUGUAAAAUAGCUGGUCAUCUUCGAAAGGACUGUCCUGAACUGGCCAAACGGGUGUGUUUUAGUUGUAAUGGUCACGGUCAUACCGCAAAAUUUUGUAAGGCCAAAAAGAUGAACAGCGACGCCGUUGAUUUGCACGAGUAUCUGCGCGCCUGCAAUCGCGCAAAAGAUGAUGGUAUUAAUAUAUCUACGGCUGAUCCUCAUGGUUCCAUAGCUGGUGAAAAAGCUGCCACACUGGAUAAAGGCACCAAAUCUUCGAAAUGGGCUUCGGGUUCUACAAUUUUUGAUGUGGACAUGGAGUCUGUCCCUCAUGUGCAGCUUGAGGUUAGCGAGUCAGCUGAGACAAUCGGGUCUAGCAUGUGUGAUGACAUGAGUGAAGAUGAAAACAUGGCAGUUGGUACGUCUAGUGAUGUGUCGGUUGGUGCCUCUGGGUCUGGUGGUGGUUCCGGUGUGAACUCUGAUGUUGGUGAGGUGUCUCAGGUCGGUGAUAUUAGUCUUGGUUCUGUUUCCUAUGGAACUGGUGGUGAUAUGCACUAUUUGGACGGACCGAUUCAUGAGACGUUCAUCGUAUUUAUUAGUACUCCGCAAUUACGCGGUGUACCUAACAAAACCAAAUCAGUCUCAUAG
Messenger RNA from Mucor mucedo, 1380 nucleotides. RefSeq lists its product as uncharacterized. Lineage: Eukaryota; Fungi; Mucoromycota; Mucoromycetes; Mucorales; Mucoraceae. Bases 1 to 1380 code for a protein of 459 amino acids. The transcript has 2 exons. Gene Ontology annotation, molecular function: nucleic acid binding; zinc ion binding. The record is from RefSeq and is a predicted model, not a curated record.